AUGAGUGGAAGAAGUGUUGUACCAGAAUCAGUGAUUGAGUCACUUGGGAGAACAUCGGACAACGUUGAUGAAGUUGGGAUUUUUUUUGAUGAAUUCUUGGCUGUCUGUGAUAAUGACAAUCUGUCCCAGUUGGACCCUCUUCAAAGGGCACAGUCCCUCCUAUUGCUGUCCAAAGUUACCACAACCCUUUUUACAUUGAGGUUGAGAUGCCAUGGAAUCAACCCGGAUGAGCAUGCUGUCAAGUCUGAGCUUGAAAGGUUGAGUUUGUACCAGGAGAAGGUUCAGAGGUGCAUAGAUUUAAGUCAAGCACCACAGCGUCCUUCAGCAUCCAUAAAUUCACAAGCAGCAACCCGCUUCAUUGAGCAUUCGUUGCCUGAUCUCACCAAAGAUCAGAAGCAAAGCUUGAGGGAAAUUAGUAGAAGACGGGAUUCAGAGAGAACUGUGCACAAGAAGAGAAAGUUUGACUCAACUGGAAAGCAGUCUGUUCAGACUGCUGCAAAAGAAUUUCUUGAGAAGGCUGCCCGUGAACUACUGGGUGAUUCUGGAGGCAGUCAUAAGGGUCCUUUAAACCUGGAGGAUUCAGAUGCGGAGAUAGAUGCACUUUUUGGCGAUGACAGCAGUUAG
Messenger RNA from Oldenlandia corymbosa var. corymbosa, 624 nucleotides. The record is from the annotation of a GenBank genome assembly. NCBI's taxonomy places the organism in Eukaryota, Viridiplantae, Streptophyta, Magnoliopsida, Gentianales, Rubiaceae.